Drosophila navojoa is the source of this 949-nucleotide messenger RNA. RefSeq lists its product as uncharacterized. NCBI's taxonomy places the organism in Eukaryota, Metazoa, Arthropoda, Insecta, Diptera, Drosophilidae. The record is from RefSeq and is a predicted model, not a curated record.
GCAUAGCACUUACUCACAAUCUAGAUUUGUUGUAGCUGUUUUAGUUCUCACAUUUGAAAGAAUAACUUUACAUAAAAAGUUUGUAGAAAUUUCUUUUAUAUUUAAUAUGAAUAGCAAAGAGACAAAGUCCGACGCGAGUUGCGCUCAGAGCUGUGAGGACGUAAACCGCUGCAACAAUACCACCCCCGAAGACUCCCCUGAACCACAGAGUGCGCCGCCAGAAACUGAGGCCUCGGAUGAUGCACGAGAGGAGCCGCCCAUACGCGUGCGCGACAUGAUUAACCUGUACAAUUUCGCGACGCAAAAGAACCAGGAGCUGGCGCACGCCAAGUCCAUUUAUUUCGGCAGCAACAAGAGCGCAACAUCAAUGGACCUCAGCGACUUGGAACUGGCACAGCAACAGCAACAGCAAGCGGAGCAGGAGUGCUGCGACGGGACAUGCCUUAAGAUUCCCGGUAUGGAAGGUACGGGUAUGGGUCAUGCCGGCGGCAGCAGCAGCCGUAUACACAGCAAGAAAGCGGGCAACUUUCGCGUGACUACAGCGAAUGAUCAGACAUCACUGCGACAGUCGCCGCAGACGGAUGCCCAGAGCGGCGCAUCCGUGGAGAAAUCAUAUCAGAGCAAGACAACAAUUAGACGCACCGAACAGGGCGUUCGCAUCAUCAUAGACAUCUUCUUCGACAAGAAUGAGAGUGAUAUCGACAUCGUAGGCAGCCGUGUGGAGACCGACAUACCAGAGAGUCGUAUCUUGGCCGAUUUCCAGCAACACUCGUUGGCCACGCGCUCCUCCCAGCAAGUGAAGCAACAGCCCAAUGUUUAACUCGUUUUAACUAGUUCCAUUUAGACACAUAUAUACCAUUUGUAGGAUAGGACGUCACAAAAUUCCUUGUUAUGUAUACGUACCGUUGUACAGUUUGUUUGUUCGACAACACGCAUUUAUUUGGUUCAA